AUGGCGGCGGCAGCCGAGCCCGGGGCCCAUACCUGGACAGGCGGCGGGUCCCCGCGCCCCGGCAGCCCGGCCUCCAGUCCCGUGCUGGGCGGCGGAGGCCGCGUGCGGCCGGCGCCCGGGAUGGAGAGGGCAGGCGCCAGGCACCCGACCCCCUCCGUCACGCUGGGCCACAGCUUCCGGAAGGUGACGCUCACCAAGCCCACCUUCUGCCACCUCUGCUCCGAUUUCAUCUGGGGGCUGGCCGGCUUCCUGUGCGAUGUCUGCAACUUCAUGUCCCACGAGAAGUGUUUGAAGCACAUGAAGAACCCUUGUGUGUGCGUCGCACCCAGCCUGGUCCGGGUUCCAGUGGCGCACUGUUUCGGCCCCCGUGGGUUGUACAAGCGCAGGUUCUGCGCAGUCUGUCGCAAGAGCCUGGAGGCGCCUGCGCUCCGCUGCGAAGUGUGUGAGCUGCACGUUCACCCCGACUGUGUGCCCUUCGCCUGCAGCGACUGCCGCCACUGCCACCAGGAUGGGCACCAGGACCACGACACAUACCACCACCACUGGCGGGAGGGGAACCUGCCCUCGGGUGCGCGCUGCGAUGUCUGCCGGAAGACCUGUAGCUCCUCGGAGGUGCUGGCUGGCCUGCGCUGUGAGUGGUGCAGCCUCCAGGUCCAUUCUGUCUGCUCCUCAGCGAUCGCCCCUGAGUGCACGUUCGGGCGCCUACGCAGCAUGGUUCUGCCCCCCACCUGCGUGCGCCUGGUGUCACGUAAUUUUAGCAAGAUGCAUUGCUUCCGCAUCGCGGAGACCACAGUCCAGGACACAGGCGAGGGCGACGAUGGCGUGGAUGGAAGUACUGCGGUGGGCCCAGGCAGAGAGGCGCUGGCGUCUCCAGAGUCCAGCAAGCAGACGCUGAAGAUCUUUGACGGCAAUGACACAGUGCGACGAAACCACUUCCGUCUGGUCACCGUUCCCCGCCUAGUCAGGAGUGAGGAGGUGCUGGAGGCAGCGAUGCGGGCGUACUUCAUCAGUGAGGACCCCUGUGACUUCGAGUUGCAAGCACCCCCCCUGCUCACUCAGGCUGGCGAGACUGAGGCCCGGGGGAAGGCUCGGAGCGGUGGGGCCAGUGGGGACGAAGGGGUCCGAGACCCCCCACCCGAGGCCUGGGUCAUCCGUGCCCUGCCCCGUUCGCAGGAGGUCCUGAGAGUCUACCCUGCCUGGCUCAAGGUGGGCAUGGCCUACGUGUCCCUCCGUGUGACCCCGCAAAGCACCGUGAGGACGGUGCUGCUGGAAGCGCUCCCGCUGCUUGGACGUCAGACUGAGAAUUCCGAGAACUAUCAGCUGGUGGAGGUGCUCAUGGGCAGCAGACAAGUUCAGCGGACAGUGUUGGCAGAUGAGGAGCCCCUGCUGGACCGACUACGGGACAUCCGGCAGACGUCCCUGAGGCAAAUGAACCAGACGCGCUUCUACGUGGCGGAGAGCCAGGCUCUGAUCCCACGCGUCUCCCUGUUUGUUAGCGGCCUGCCACCUGGCCUUGCCUCCCAGGAAUAUGGCCCCCUGCUGCAAGAGGCGGUGGGCACCAAAGCUGACGUGGUGGCCGUGAGUCACGUCUACCCCUCCCAAGGUGCCCUGGUGCUGGACGUCACGUGCUUCGCGGAGGCUGAGCGGCUCUACAUGCUGGUGAAGGACACAGCUGUGCAGGGCCGCCCCCUGACAGCCCUGGUGCUCCCCGACAUGCUGCACACAAAGCUCCCCCCAGACUGCUGCCCGCUGCUCGUGUUCGUGAACCCUAAGAGUGGAGGCCUCAAGGGCCGAGACCUGCUCUACAGUUUCCGGAAGCUGCUGAAUCCUCACCAGGUCUUCGAGCUGACCAAUGGGGGGCCUCUCCCUGGGUUCCACGUGUUCUCCAAGGUCCCUCGCUUCCGGGUGUUGGUGUGUGGCGGGGAUGGCACCGUGGGCUGGGUCCUCGGUGCCCUGGAGGAGAUACGCCACCGUCUUGCCUGCCCUGAGCCCUCCGUGGCCAUCCUGCCCCUGGGCACAGGGAAUGACCUCGGCCGAGUGCUCCGCUGGGGGGCGGGCUACAGUGGAGAAGACCCCUUCUCAGUGCUGGUUUCUGUGGAUGAAGCUGAUGCAGUGCUCAUGGACCGCUGGACCAUUCUGCUGGAUGCGCAAGAGGCCAGUGGCACAGACAACGGCAUGGCUGAUGUGGAGCCCCCAAAGAUCGUCCAGAUGAAUAACUACUGUGGAAUUGGCAUCGAUGCAGAGCUAAGCCUGGACUUCCACCAGGCCCGGGAGGUGGAGCCCGGCAAGUUCACGAGCAGGUUCCAUAACAAAGGUGUGUACGUGCGCGUGGGCUUGCAGAAGAUCAGCCACUCUCGCAGCCUGCACAGGGAGCUCCGGCUGCAAGUGGAGCAGCAAGAGGUGGAACUACCCAGCAUUGAGGGCCUCAUCUUCAUCAACAUCCCCAGCUGGGGCUCGGGGGCCGACCUGUGGGGCUCCGACAACGACUCAAGGUUCGAGAAGCCACGCAUGGAUGAUGGGCUGCUGGAGGUGGUGGGGGUGACCGGCGUCGUGCACAUGGGGCAGGUCCAGGGCGGGCUCCGCUCGGGCAUCCGCAUCGCUCAGGGCUCGUACUUCCGCGUCACGCUUCUCAAGGCCACCCCCGUGCAGGUCGAUGGGGAGCCCUGGGUCCAGGCCCCUGGCCACAUGAUCAUCUCAGCCGCGGGGCCCAAGGUCCACAUGCUGAAAAAGUCCAAGCAGAAACCCAGAAAGACUGGAGGCGGCCCUAAGGAGGCCCGAAUGGACGCACCUGUCCCUGAUGGGGAUGCCAAUGGGGGGACAGGGGCUCUGCUGAGGCCCUCGUCGGGUACACUGGGUCAGAUGUGGGAUGCCCUCUUCGCCUCCAAGCUCCUUAUGGGAUGCAUCGCACCUCAUCACUCCAUCAGCCAUUACUGUGGGCACACAUUUCAGUACCCCCUCUCUAGCUCAGUGCAGAUGGUUGACUUCCAGGCUGCCCUGCCCCUAGUGCUGGCCAUCGCUGUCUCCCUGGUCUGUGAUGCUACAAGUGCUGAAGUGGGCGGGGGCCGGGAAACCCAGGGCCUGUUCAUGGACUCUCAGCUUUACAUGUAG
This is a messenger RNA of Chrysochloris asiatica (Cape golden mole), 3108 nucleotides long. It is a transcript of the gene DGKQ, whose product is annotated as diacylglycerol kinase, theta 110kDa. The transcript is spliced from 25 exons. Gene Ontology annotation, biological process: diacylglycerol metabolic process; lipid phosphorylation; intracellular signal transduction. NCBI's taxonomy places the organism in Eukaryota, Metazoa, Chordata, Mammalia, Afrosoricida, Chrysochloridae. The coding region runs from base 1 to 3108 and encodes 1035 amino acids. The record is from RefSeq and is a predicted model, not a curated record. Gene Ontology annotation, molecular function: ATP-dependent diacylglycerol kinase activity.